AUGGUGCUGAGCGAAGGACAGCUGGCACUGUGCACGGUGUUCACCCUCUGGUUGGGUGGUCUACCUUUGAUGUACUCACCGGCUCCCAGAGGUGACUGUGAUAAUUGCUGUCCCAUAAGAGAACCAAAGGAUAUACAGUUUUUCCUUUUCACACGAGAAAAUCCGGACAACGGUGACACUUUGUUCGUGUCGGACAAGAAGCACCUCCGAGCGUCCCAUCUGAACCGUACCAAUCCGCUCGUGAUCUAUCUGCAUGGAUUUUCCGAGCGUGCACCGGGCGGUUCCGGCGAGAGUAGCAAGCAGAUGAAGGAUGCACUGCUCGAAGCGGACGACUACAACGUGGUGCUGGUUGACUGGAGCCCACUAACAGCCCUGCCGUGGUACGUCAACUCCGUCCAAAAUGGUCCCCGUGUAGGGCGGUACAUUGCGCGUUUCGUGCGGUUUCUGGUGAUGUCCGAGUUUCCGCUCGAGAAGAUCCAUCUGAUCGGGUUCAGUCUCGGUGCGGAGGUGGCCGGUUUUGCCGGCAAAACGCUGAACGAGUGGGGUCUAAAGCUGCCACGCAUUACCGGUCUGGAUCCGGCGUUCCCACUGUACGUCUUCGAGAAAGCUUCCCAGCGUCUCAGCCCGAAGGAUGCGGAGUUCGUGGACGUCAUCCAUACGGACGGUGGUUUGCUGGGCUAUCCGUGGCCGCUCGGACACGUGGACUUUUAUCCGAACGGAGGUGUCCCGCUGCAGCCCGGCUGUGCACAGCAGGAACUGGCCAAGAACCGUUGGCUGGGUGUAUUCAUCGGCUGUAGCCAUGCCCGGGCCUGGCAGUACUUUGCCGAGUCGCUGACGCGCCCGCAAGGAUUCCUGUGCGAGCGUUGCGAACCGAGCGAAACGACCGGCGGUACGGGACGAUCAUCUCGCGACACCGGCAACUGCACCAUGACCGGGGACGUAUUCAUGGGCAUGUACACCGACCGGACGAUGCGGGGCAAGUUCUACCUGAGCACGAACCCGCAGCCACCGUUCGGCAGGAAUCGUACGCCCCAAGAGAAGCGGCAGUUGCAGCAACGAAAAUCCUAA
Anopheles moucheti is the source of this 1068-nucleotide messenger RNA. RefSeq names its product pancreatic triacylglycerol lipase. The coding region runs from base 1 to 1068 and encodes 355 amino acids. The transcript is spliced from 4 exons. The record is from RefSeq and is a predicted model, not a curated record. Gene Ontology annotation, molecular function: lipase activity. NCBI's taxonomy places the organism in Eukaryota, Metazoa, Arthropoda, Insecta, Diptera, Culicidae. Gene Ontology annotation, biological process: lipid metabolic process.